GCCUCCUGGGCUCCCCGCUCUCGCUCCUUUUCUCCCUCCCUGUCCCCUGCCAUUUAUUGCCGCUGCGUGCCUCGCCCACGGCACGCGCCUACGCUCGCGUCCACUCAUCAGGGCCUCACUGGCAUGGCAGCGCUACUGCUGCUACUGGCGUGGUAGGAGGAGAGCAGCAGCGCGGCGCGCCGCGGGAGCGGGAGCGGGACGAAGCGAAGCCGGCCGGCGAGGUUUUCAAACCUUCGACGGCUGGCCGCGUCGAGCACCGUCGUCUCGCGGAACGCGCCAGCGCGAUCGUCGGGCCCGUCACGUCCAGGUCUGGUCCCCUGAUUGUUCUAGCUAAGCUUACUGUAGUCACGACUUGUUUCUAACAGUCUGACUCGCACUCAUUGAUACCAUGUCUGCUACUCAUGCCAGCAUAAUGGUCAAGGCAUUUGGAGAAAUGGAUAAUGAUAUUGUUGAUGUCCUUAAGCAAGGUCAAAUGCAGAGCCAAGUCCUUAAACGAGGUAAAAUGCAGGGCGAUGUCCUUAAGCAACAUCAAAUGCAGAGCGAUCAAUUGACCAGACAAUUUAACUCUCCAACUAAGCCCAGCCUUGCUGGGGCUACAAAGGCAUCGCUGUUGAAGGGUCAAAAUGAGAAAAAUGUGGUAGAAGAUGCAAAAAUUCCAUCCCCUCGUGUUAAGCGGAAUAAGACUGGACCAAAUCAGCUUUCAUAUAAAGAAAGCAAUGUAUCUGCAAAACAUGUCCAGUCCGAAGACAUUGGAGGUACUACUGAAUUGAAGAGACUGCUAACUCCAAUUAACUUAUUCGAAGACGAAUGCAUUUUCUGCCAUUCAUUUAGAACAAGCCAGUUUCAUAGAUCGAUGGUAUGUUAUCUAAAGGGAAGAGUUGUGUCCAUUGAAGAGGGCAACUCAUCAAAUGCCAUCUAUGUCCAUAAAAACUGCCUGGAGUGGGCUCCUAGAGUGUGGUUUAAGGGUGACGUUGUUAUGAACUUGGAGUCAGAAAUCAGACGUGCUUCAAGACUGAGAUGCAGAAGAUGUGGACUCCUGGGAGCAGCCCUCGGUUGUUAUGACAACGAUUGCAAAAGGAGUUUUCAUGUUCCGUGUGCACUUCAGAUUGGUUGCCGCUGGGAUGUUGAUGAACGUCUUGUGCUGUGCCCUAAACAUGUUUCAAAGACACUACCCUGUGAUAAGCCGUGUACACAUACAACGGGAAAUGACAAUUCUUCUUCCUUGCAUCAAAGCCAAAAAGAUUCUUUCACCGAUUUAGAAGAGGAAGGCCAAAAAUCUGACCAGCUUAAAACCACAAGCCCAUGUACAGACAAGGAAGGAAAACUUGACAAUCAUCAUAGGGAAAAUCAACAAACAGAUCACCUCAGCACUUCUAAUGCUGCAUCAUUUCCUCAGAGCCCAUAUAUACAAAAGGAAGUAAUUUUUGACAAUCAUCAAAGGGAAAAUCAGCAUCAGUUUAACAUUUUGAAUCCUCCGUACUCAAGUCAAAGCCAAUGUUCUCUAAGAGAAGGGAUUUCCACCAAUAGCUCAAGAGAUGGGAAGCUAAUUGAUCAGCUUGAUACCUCAAGUUUUUCUUCCUUGCCACUGGGGAAACAUUCAGAUGAUGAAGAAAUUUGUAUGAAUUGUGAAAGGGAUGAUCAACGAGCACAUAAGUACAACACCUCAAAUUUGCCCUCCUUGCCUAAGAGCUGUCAUCCAGAUGAAGAAGGAAUUUCCAGUGUUUACAAAGGGGAAGAAAUAAAAGCAUAUCAGCCCGGCACAUCAAGCUUCCCUUCUGAUCAGUUGGUUUUGCUUGGAUUGUCUUUAAGUGCACCAGAGAAGGAUUCCUUGCAGGAGUUUGCAUGUUGGACCAAGGCGAGGCUAACGAAAGAGUGGGGUGAAAAUGUGACUCAUGUCAUCGUGGGCAAAGGUGCUGGCACCUCAUGGAGCAGAUCAUUUGAAGCCCUCAUGGCAAUACUGCUUGGGAAAUGGGUUGUCCAUUUUGAAUGGAUUGCGGACUGCUCCUCGGAGAUGACUCGGCGUCCAGAAUCCUCUUAUGAGGUAGCACUCAGCAUGGAUUCGCUCCGAACAAUCGACGGACCGAAGAAGGGAAGAAUCCAAGCAACCAAAGGGGCACCGAAGCUGAAGCUGUUCGCGGGACUGUGCUUCUGCCUCAGCGCCUACAUGGACCCAGACGGCAGACACCGCGUGCGCAACCUCAUCGCGGCCGCGGGAGGGCAGGUCCUGAGGGGAGGGUUCCUGGACCUGCUGCUCGGAUACUCCGACGGCUCGUCGGUGGGGCCGUACUUUGUCUUCGACGGCGACGCGCCCGGAGAAUUUUUCAGGAGCACGCUGCGUAAGGAGGAGGUGGAGGCGAGGAAGCACGCGGCCGCGGGGGCGCGGGUGAUCAGCCACUUGAGGGUGCUGGACGCCGUCGCGGCGUACGACGCGGACAUCCUGGACCGCUGAACGUGAAGAGAAGGAUGGCUUCGCGUCGUAAAUGUGCGCGCGAGUAGGGGAGAGUUUUUGGCGAUCUGCCGAUCUCGCUACCAUUUUGUUCUGCAGAAGGCGACCGAAGGCUGGACGUUGUCAAUGUGUAUACUGAUCGGUGCAUCGCGUCGAUCAGCAUCGUCGCAGGAGCAGGCGCAGCACUAAUCACACUCCAUCCUUCCCUUCCCAUGUAGAGACAACUAAUGAUCUACUGUGAAUUUGAGGCUUCAAUGUGCAACCAAAAUGAGCGGUAUCAGCUCGCAUGAUCUGUACAA
This is a messenger RNA of Panicum virgatum (switchgrass), 2745 nucleotides long. RefSeq names its product BRCA1-associated RING domain protein 1-like. The transcript has 15 exons. Gene Ontology annotation, molecular function: ubiquitin-protein transferase activity. Gene Ontology annotation, biological process: negative regulation of fatty acid biosynthetic process; positive regulation of transcription by RNA polymerase II; double-strand break repair via homologous recombination. Gene Ontology annotation, cellular component: BRCA1-A complex; BRCA1-BARD1 complex; plasma membrane. The coding region runs from base 389 to 2449 and encodes 686 amino acids. Lineage: Eukaryota; Viridiplantae; Streptophyta; Magnoliopsida; Poales; Poaceae. The record is from RefSeq and is a predicted model, not a curated record.